CCGCUCUUUUCUUCUCACACCACUUCACCCACAACACAAUCACUCACCCGUUAUCUCAUUGCAGACAAUGAAUGACCCGAACGAACGCCCGGGCGCUGCGCCCAAAGAUACCACCAUGGCAUUGACCCUGCCCGCGCGCUGGCAAUCCAAAAACAUGAUCGAUGGCUACCUUCGCCAUCAGUGGCCUCCCAAGACUCACUUGGAGCUCCGCCCGUCCGGGCUGGACUGCCUCAUCGCGGUCAUGCGACACGUGGUGUCGUACCUCCCACAGGGGCGUCGCGACUUGACUCUCAACUGGGCCAAGGAAGGCGACGACCUCACCAAGUCAUUUUGGGGCCUAGUCUGGCUGGACUAUGACAAAGCCGGAGCAGAGGCGACAGACGUCCUGCGUGGCAAGUUCUUGGAUGAGUACAGCAAGAACAAAACAGCAAGGAACGGCAACCCCCCGUUUCAGACGUUGCUUGAUUCGCCUCGGGAAUUCAUGUCCGACUUUUGGGCCCAGCCGGAGAUGCUGACACUCAGUCUCUGCAUGGUCUGCGAUCGAGCUAAAACAUGGUAUCGAGUGACGGAGCAACGCCUGCGCUUGUACUGGUCGGGCGAUAUCACCCUAGCGGAAUGCGUCAGCAAUAUCGGGUACCACCGUGUCGAUGAGUCGUCUGAAGCGGAAUACACCGAGAUGUUUACAGAAUUCGGAGCACCCGAAAUUCUUGCCAUUCGAUAUGCACCCCGCGGUCACCAAGUCCAGAACCUGUAUGAUCAGAUCAGGGGCUUCACUGUCCAGCUCUAUGAUUUCGACGACCAAGAUCGCUACGUCGUGCAAGACGAGACUUGCUAUCGCCUAAUAGCAGUGGUCAAGCUUAGAGGCACCCCCGAUGGGCACGAUGCCGUGCGCUUAUACCGGCCCAAUGGCGUCAUGAGCGGUUCCUGCACGGAGACGGACUAUUUCCCGACGUCCUGGACUGUCUCCGAUUCCGAGCCAUACACUCUGGUGUACGCCAGAUUCGAAUUACCCGACAUGUACGACUUUGUCCGGUACCCCGAGCUACCCGUUGACAGGCAAGAUGUGCGUGACUUUAGGUUGGCCAAUCCACAGCACGACCAGAGUCGCAACCCGCCGACUACUUCGAGUGCUCCAGCGGCUGCAGAGGCAGCCAAGCCCGCUGGCCCUAAGCGCGUAGGCACGAAGCUUAAGAUUCCAAAGGUCAAGAUUCCUCCGAGGAAGCCCAAGACGUAUGGCAAGCAGGGCCAGGAGGCUUCUAGUAAUCUGGGUCAGGGCACUUCGGGCCAGGAGACUUCUGGCCAGCCCAGCGAGGGCACUUCUGGCACUUCUGCCAACCCGAGUCAGGACACUUCUGCCAACCCGAGUCAGGACACUUCUGGCACUUCGGGCAGACAGGACUUCUCGUAAUCGAGGUCGCGAAUCUUCUCGCAAUCGAGAAGCUUCUCGCAAUCGAGGUCGGCGGACUUCUCGUAAUCGAGAUCAGGGGACUUCUCGCAAUCGACAAUCCUCUCGAGGUCGCGAGACUUCUCGCCAUCGAGAAUCUUCUCGCAAUCACGGUCGGGAAUCUUCUCGCAAUCGAGGUCGGCAGACUUCUCGCAAACAUGGUCGGGAAUCUUCUCGCAAUUACGGUCGGGAGCCUUCUCGCGAUCGAGAUCAGAGGACUCCUCGCAAUCGUCAGACUUCCCGCAAUCGAGAUCGGCAG
Molecule: messenger RNA, 1703 nt
Organism: Neurospora hispaniola
Lineage: Eukaryota; Fungi; Ascomycota; Sordariomycetes; Sordariales; Sordariaceae
Exons: 3
Coding region: 68-1408 (446 amino acids)
Source: RefSeq, a predicted model, not a curated record